Messenger RNA from Peronospora farinosa, 312 nucleotides. The record is from the annotation of a GenBank genome assembly. Lineage: Eukaryota; Oomycota; Peronosporomycetes; Peronosporales; Peronosporaceae.
AUGACGGAGGUGCUACGAAUGUACCGACGUAUCCUCAAGCUGGCGCAACGCUACCCAAGCAUCAAGCGUGAGUCGAUAAUCCGCGAUAUCAAGACGAAUUUUCAUGCCAAUAAGAACCUCACGAAUGUGCAGAAAAUCCGAGAAGAGCUUGCAUCGGUACAGGCAGGUAUUCAAGAGCUGUCGAUGUAUGCGAGUUUGGACCCGUUAAUGCCCAAUUGGAGUGUCGAAGUAGGACGCGAUGCAAUUCAACCGCCACUUCCUGUCCAUGGCGGCGCAAAUGCAAAGAUUGUCGGUGAGGAGAAGAGAGAGUGA